UUUUAUCUUGUUCGGGUUUAUCAUCAUUAUCUCAUUUCAUUCCGUGUGAUAUCGUUUCGGCAUUUUCUUCGGUCUUGAUCCUGCAUUAUGUGAACUUUCAAAAAAAUGUGAUGAAAAUACGCAAUGGCACGAUGGUCGACGGUACUGUCAGGGGUAUUUUUGGCCCUUCCGAUGGUCCUGUCCCUUGGCAAACUUUUGAUGUUGGCCUCAGAAAAUGGAAAAAACGGAGAACUUUCUGAAGCUGAUCAGUGGCUCUCUGAAAUUGGACUGAAGCAAUACCGUUCCCUCUUUCGACAAAAAGGCAUUUCGAGUUUGGCGAGUUGCGGGGAAGUUGAUGCUCUGCCCGAAUUGCCAGCGCAAGAUGAGGAGCGACUGCAACGAGCAGCUCGAUUAUUGCAGCAGAGAUUGGUAUUGCGUCAGUGGUUAGCAGAUCAUGGCCUUCACAAUUAUUAUCAGAGGCUCAUGCAGAUGGAAGUCGUGUCUUUGGAGGACGUUUAUUGGGUGGAAGACAAUGCAGCUCGCUCAGCUUUGGGAAAGGAUCUCCCAAAGUGGAUUCAAGCUCGACAAACUUUACCUACAUCGAAGGAAGAUUUGGAAGCCCUUAAAGCUGACCUCUGGAGUUCGGUUGUCAAGAAUAGUCAACACCAAGACGCGUGGACCUGGGGCGGAAUGCUGGUAGUUUCGGUCUCAGUUGCAGGGCUUGUGACCCUUGCAGCUAUGACCCAACCUGCCUUAGCUCCAGAGGCAAAACACUCUCUUCUUCAAUACGUAACUGGAAAAUAUCUCUUACCCAGUAACUGUCGAGUUCAUUUUGAAUGGGAAGAGCCUCAGCUUGUCGGAGAAACAAUGACUUUCACAGUUAAAUUCUACCAAAGAAAUGGUCAGCCAUAUCCGAUUUGCGACAAAGACAAUCUUAUUGUCGAAGUGACAGAGGGAACCCGAAGAGUUGCAACGCUUAUAGAAUUAGGUGGAACUGAUCCCCUUGCAGCAAACACAGCCGUUGUUAAAUUCACAGUCAGACAUGCUGGACAAUAUCGCUUAGCUGUUCUGAUCGGUUCAUGCCACGUCCAUGGCAGUCCCUUCCUGAAAAAUUUUCUUCCCGGUCCUCCGGAUCCAAACAAAACGGUCUUCGUUCGACAAAGUUCGACUGUUGUCUGCACUGCUGGAGUCCCUCACUCCUUAACAAUAGAACCACGAGACGAAUAUGACAAUCUUUGUACUUUUGGUCCUGGUGACAAACCCACGGAAGGAUAUCAUGUAAAUAUUACACAGAUCGGUAGUGUAGGAGAAGAAAAGACGCCAGUAGAUUGUACAAUCCUACUGGAUUACGAUUCUCCGAAUCAGAGGAUUCGGUUGAAAGUUAGUUUCCCAAAAGGUGGAUGUUUUCAUGCCAGUGUUAGUUUAGGCGGCCUGCAACUUCACAACGGAGAUUUCUCCAUUAUAGUUCUAGAGAGUGCUGUCGCAAGAGCAGUUCAUCAAAGCGUAGCUUCUAAGGAUUUCGAUACUUGCUACGCAGCGAAAUUGCUAGGAAUGCAGGGCGAACGUUUGACAAAGCCGAAGAAAGUCUUCUGUUUUAUUUCGCCUAAGCAACUCACGAUUAAAGAAUAUCUUUUCAAAUUUAUACCGAAGCGCCUUGUGACAUUUAGACUCUGUCCUUCGACGAAGUUUUACUUUGAAAGUUCGAACAAUGAUUCGUUUACAAUCGAUGAUGGAUGUCAGCCUCCAGUCGAAUUAAUUUCGCACUAUCGCGACAUUAUCGCCGCGACUUUCACUCUAUUUUUGCUAAAAAAUAUCGGUGGAAGUGAGACCUUUGCUGACAAGCAGGACUUCUUUUAUCAUGAAGUCAGGAAACAUCAUCAGAAGCAUUAUCACGAAAAAUUGUCAAUGAAAGUUCAACGAGAAAAAUUACUUGAUACCUCUAUGAAAUCGACGAAAGGUUUCUCCGUCAGCGAUUGGUGCAGGAAUUUUGAAAUAACUUUCCAGGGAGAACAAGGUGUCGAUUGGGGAGGAGUUCGUAGAGAAUGGUUCGAAUUAAUCUGCGCCUCACUUUUCGAUCCCGGGCAUGGAUUAUUCGCCUCUUUCGGAGAAUCUCAACAAGCGCUCGUUCAUCCUAACAACAAAAGGCCUUCAAAUCUAAAGUUGAAACACUACGAAUUUGCUGGACGAAUCGUAGGAAAAUGUCUCUACGAAUCAGCGCUUGGCGGCUCCUAUCGUCAACUCGUUCGAGCCCGAUUCACCAGGUCCUUCCUCGCCCAGAUUAUCGGUCUCAGAGUUCAUUACAAGUAUUUCGAACAAGACGAUCCCGAUUUGUACUUGAGCAAAGUCAAAUACAUCUUGGAGAACGAUGUUGAGGAAAUGGAACUCUCCUUUGUUGAGGAGGAAUACGAUAAAGAGGGUCAAUUAAUCAAAGUGGCCGAACUUAUUCCUGGAGGCAGUAAGGUUCGAGUCACGAAUGAAACCAAACUUCGAUAUUUGGAUGCUUUGGCUCAACACAGACUCGCCAGUUCCAUUAGAAAUGAAAUCGAUCAUUUUCUACGCGGUCUGAACGAAUUGAUUCCUGAUAAUCUGCUGGGAAUUUUUGAUGAAAAUGAACUAGAGUUGCUGCUUUGUGGAACUGGAGAAUAUAGUGUAGCAGAUUUGCGGGCUCAUCAUAUAGCCAAUGGCAGUUCUCCAGAGUUUCUACGAGUCCUGGAUUGGUUUUGGACAGCAGUGAGCAACUUUACUCAAGAGGAGAUGGCCAGAUUACUUCAGUUUACGACAGGCUGCUCGCAAUUGCCUCCAGGUGGAUUCCAGCAGCUGAGUCCUCGCUUUCAGAUCACUGCUGCGCCAACUUUUGCUAAUCUUCCUACUGCACACACCUGCUUCAACCAACUUUGCUUGCCUGACUAUGAGUGCUACGACCACUUUGAAAAGUCGCUUCUUCUCGCAAUCAGCGAGGGAACCGAGGGCUUCGGAAUGAUCUAAAAGAAAAAAAAUUAGGGUCUAACAUUCCUUUAGUCUAAACUAGCUCAAUUGUUAAAAGAAUCAUAAUUUUUCGCUCAAAGUACACUUAUAGAAUCGUACGUUUGAAUUUGAAACAAAACCCCUUAUAUUUUUCUAAAUUAAAAAAAUUUGAACUCAACAAAUUUAAUUAGACAUAUAUAAAAUAAAUUCUGUUUGGAAGGAUAGAAAAUUAGAGGAUUUCAAAUUGGUGGGUAUAUAAAAUUGAAGAAAUAAACCUUUUCAUAGUUGAACAAUUUAAUGUCAAAGAGAUCUUAAUGGACAAUUUAAAAAUUUUAUAAUGAAACGAUUGCUGAGUAUUAUUUAAAUUGAACCAAACAAAAUUGGAAAUUUUGACAAUUGUAAUAAUUUAUUUUCAUUAAAUUUUCAACUUUCUAUAAUCAUUUUCUCCAUUAAAA
Belonocnema kinseyi is the source of this 3398-nucleotide messenger RNA. Its product is annotated as apoptosis-resistant E3 ubiquitin protein ligase 1. Gene Ontology annotation, molecular function: ubiquitin-protein transferase activity. Lineage: Eukaryota; Metazoa; Arthropoda; Insecta; Hymenoptera; Cynipidae. The record is from RefSeq and is a predicted model, not a curated record. Gene Ontology annotation, biological process: positive regulation of protein catabolic process; protein polyubiquitination; proteasome-mediated ubiquitin-dependent protein catabolic process. The coding region runs from base 124 to 2964 and encodes 946 amino acids. The transcript has 14 exons.